This is a messenger RNA of Euleptes europaea (tarantolino), 848 nucleotides long. Its product is annotated as rho-related GTP-binding protein RhoG-like. NCBI's taxonomy places the organism in Eukaryota, Metazoa, Chordata, Lepidosauria, Squamata, Sphaerodactylidae. Gene Ontology annotation, biological process: regulation of actin cytoskeleton organization; cortical cytoskeleton organization; actin filament organization. The transcript is spliced from 2 exons. The coding region runs from base 89 to 664 and encodes 191 amino acids. The record is from RefSeq and is a predicted model, not a curated record. Gene Ontology annotation, molecular function: GTP binding; protein kinase binding; GTPase activity. Gene Ontology annotation, cellular component: cytoskeleton; cell projection; cytoplasmic vesicle.
UGACUGCCGGAUACUCUUUCGCUUGGGCCGGCUGCGGGAACCGGGGUCGCGCGCGGGGACGGAGGUCUCUUCCCUUCAGGGCAAAAUAAUGCAGACAAUAAAGUGUGUGGUUGUUGGAGACGGUGCUGUGGGAAAGACCUGCCUGCUCAUCAGCUAUACCACCAAUGCAUUCCCUGAGGAAUACAUCCCCACAGUGUUUGACAACUACAGUGCUCAGAUGACAAUGGACGGCAGGAUGGUUAGCCUGAAUCUCUGGGACACUGCAGGCCAGGAGGAGUAUGACCGACUGCGCACCCUUUCCUACCCUCAGACCAAUGUGUUUGUGAUCUGCUUUUCCAUUGGGAGCCCUUCUUCAUUUGCCAAUGUGCGGCACAAAUGGCACCCUGAAGUCUCUCACCACUGCCCUAAUGUGCCAAUCCUUCUUGUUGGCACAAAGCGGGACUUGAGAAGUAACGUGGAGACGGUGAAAAAGCUGAAGGAGCAGAGCCUGGCUCCCACCACCCCGCAACAGGGGGUUUCACUGGCCAAACAGAUUGGAGCAGUCAAAUACUUAGAGUGUUCUGCACUGAACCAGGAGGGGGUGCGAGAAGUGUUUGCAGAAGCUGUGCGGGCCGUGUUGUAUCCUGUGACAAAGAAGAACUCAAAGAAGUGCCUUUUGUUAUAGUCACCAAGGACUGUGGCUCAAAGACUGAGGGCUUGGGAUGUUUGCAAGGCUCCUUCUGAAUCUAAUUGCAUCUUGCACUAAUGGCUCUAAAGAGAAUUUCGUGCAGCAAAUACUCCUGCAGUUCAGGUACCAGGUCCAGCAGACUGAAAUGAGCAGUUCGAUUCCCGGGUUAAGGAUCAGCCUC